Anopheles coluzzii is the source of this 4105-nucleotide messenger RNA. RefSeq names its product E3 ubiquitin-protein ligase SIAH2. The record is from RefSeq and is a predicted model, not a curated record. NCBI's taxonomy places the organism in Eukaryota, Metazoa, Arthropoda, Insecta, Diptera, Culicidae. Bases 1666 to 3279 code for a protein of 537 amino acids. Gene Ontology annotation, cellular component: cytoplasm. Gene Ontology annotation, molecular function: zinc ion binding; ubiquitin conjugating enzyme binding; ubiquitin protein ligase activity. Gene Ontology annotation, biological process: multicellular organism development; proteasome-mediated ubiquitin-dependent protein catabolic process. The transcript is spliced from 2 exons.
CCUUUUUGCACCGCAAGGCGUAGAUGCAAUUAGAAAAAUUACGGCACCAUCUGUAAACUCUGUUAGCGUAACACGUUAGCGAUGUAAACAAGAGCCGAGCUGGUCGCAAAUGGUCAAGGAAAACGUGUCAUCCACAUCAUUCCCCACGCGCUCCUGCCCUUUGCGUGGUACCAAAAUAAACACACAUGUGUUAGAAACGCGCGGGGCACGGCAUACAGCAGCAGCAGCAGCGAGCGAGAAGCACAUGGGCCAGUGCGUGAUCGACCGAGGAAGAAUGUGCAAGCGCGAACGAGAGAGGAAACACACCUACACAGACAAGCCACAGUCUUGUAAGAGACACUCGCAACACACCGUUUGAAGCGUGUUGGAGAGAGGAUGUGAGGGUGUAUAUUGUGACUUUCCUUCGAUUCUUAGAGCUGCAGAGCUAUUUUUUUGUGUUGGUAUCGACACAUUCUAUGUACCUACCAAUUCACACACCAAUUUUAUACAAAAACACUUGCGAGUAUUACUGGAUGAUGGCUAGAGAUACAGAGACUUACAUUAUAGAGUGAUUUACCAUUUUUUACCUAGAAUCCGAUCGAUUCAAAUCUCUUUUGCGCUACACGGCGAGAGAGUGUCUUCGGAUGGGAAUCUAUCGGUAUCCGUGCUUACAGGAGCCGAUGCGCCCAUGCAGUGCACUAUCGAGCUUGCCCGCAGUGGCUUCUGUUAUCAGCGAUUAAAACGAUAACAGGCGCGAGCUUGCCUAAAACCCGUUCGAGGAGCACACGAGUACGGGGUUGUCGCUGGUGGAUAUUAUCGGAUCUGGUCGCCCUCAACCGUUAAUCAAGUGAAAGCAAGCUUCGUAGGCAGGCGGGUGUAAGUGGACACGGACCUUGAGCACUGCAUUCUUCCGGUCCGUGGGUAACUGUAUUCCGUUGGACAGCUGGGCGUUGGUAUCGCAGUACCGAUGGCGUGAUGACGCCACCGCUAAUCCCUAAUCCCAUUUAACACACUGUCCACGUAAGUGCACACACACCCGCACACACCGGGAGCAGUACGCCAAAAGGGUAAAAACUGGUCAGCCAUAAUCAGGCCCGAUAAUCGAUCGUGUCGACACGUUCGACGCAUUUCUGGAUGACGGGGUGGGUGGGUGAGCUAAAAUGCGGAAGUGCGGUACCAUCCACCCCGAACAGAACCGAACCAAGAGAGCGAGAAGGAGCGCGACAGGAUGGCCCAAAGAGGUGUAAAUUUAUGUACCCUGUGCUGGUGCCCGGGAAUGGCGUGAACUUCAAAUUGAUGAGCAACGGUCGCGGUACGGCACUGAUUGUAAAGCCGCAGCGUUCGCCGCAAUGGCGGUACGAUUGAUAAGAUAAACCCACCAAGAUCGGGAACCACAGAAACGGCCCUCCCCGAUACCGAUCGGUUAUGGGUGUUUUUUUUAUUCUUCUUUUUUCUUUCCUCUAUCGAUGCGAGGGUGUCUCUCCAAAUCGUCCCUGCGCAAAAGAGGUGCGAAAAGAUGGGCGCAACCUGGUCCGUUGAUAUGGUUCGCUGCAGCUCACCCGUCAGUAGUUGCUGCAGUGUCGUACGGUCCGGUUCGCUCGAGCAUCGGUGCAUCAGUACAAACAGGUCCCGUCCGUCAACCCUUCCACCAGAGCUUACAGCGAGUCAACCGAGGGAUCUGCUCCGAUGGCAGACAGUGCCAGUGCGGCGGGAGAAUCGUGCCCGGGCGAUACGGCCGAACCGGAGCUGGCGGUGGUCCGGCUGCGCUCGCUCGACGAGUCCCAGUCGCCGAGCAUCCGGUCGGACGGGUCCGGGUCCGGGUCUGGCGGCUGCCGCAAGUCCUCGCUGUACGUGUACGGCGACGGGCAGUUCAGCAUCACGCUCAAGCACUACGACAGCAUCGUGAGCGAGGUGAAGUGUCCGGGCUGUGCGGAGCCGAUGGACGGGCCGAUCACGAUGUGCGGCACCGGGCACAGCAUCUGCGCGGUGUGUCGCGUCAAGCGGGGCACCUGUCCGCUCUGCGGCGACCGGGUGACCGAGCUGCGCAACUACACGCUCGAGGCGAUCGUGUCGAAGGUGCAGUUCCCGUGCAGGAACGCCGUCAAGGGUUGCUCGGUCCGGCUGCCGCUGCAGCUGCUGCGCUGGCACAAGGAGCGGUGCGGCUACAAGCUGAUCGAGUGCUUCAUGGGCAAGGUGUGGGGCGGGUGCGGCUGGCACGGGUGCGAGCGGGACUGGCUGGCGCACUGUCUGGCCGAGCACGCCGACCACGUGCACGAGGACCGGUGCGUGGAGCUGCAGUGGGCGUACGGGGCCGAGGCGGCCCAGCGCGCGCCCGAGCUGCAGCUGGUGGUCGCGUACCACGUGGUGCGCGCGUACGGCGAAGCGUUCAACCUGUACCAGGUGUACGACCAGGACAGCCGCACCGUGCUGUGGACGGUGAUCUGCGCCACCAAGGAGUCGCAGGUGAGUGGGCGGUACGCGUUCGAGCUGGAGCUGUACUCGCCGGUCAACACCUGGCAGCUGCUGGUGCAGCGCUUCCCGUGCCACUCGGAGCUCGAUCCCGACUUUCUCAAGGAUGGGCACUGCGCGAAACUGGCGCUUGCCGAUGCGCUGCGCUUCAUGGCGGACGAUAAGGUGCUGCACUAUCGCGUCCGCGUGCUCGAGGUAGGGGCCUCGCGCACCCAAAGCUUGAUGAAGCUAAACACUGGCGGCGGCGGCAGCAGCAUCAGCACCUCCGCCACACACCUGCCCACCAACUACUGCUGCAAGAACAUCGAAAACGUCAACCUGAAAGCGGUGCCGGAAGGGAACAUCAUCUGCCGAAAGCAGCCGGCCCACAACAGCGAGACGCCGGGCUCGCCGGACGACGACGAAGUAUUUCUACCGUACGUGGACGAGGAGGAGGAGGAGGAGGAAGCGAGGCCGAUUACAGGCGCGGGCAAAUCGGUGCGCGUACACUCCGAACCCAACUCGCCCAGCCGCACGGCCAGCCUGCGGGUGGCAUGCUCCGUUCCGGUGCUGGCUCAGCCGCCGAGCGGCGCUGAUGCCGAUCCGCGGCAGGAGGUCGAGCUGCAGCCGAUCCAGCAGCUGGUGCGGGUCAGGAUUUCCGAGCGCGAGCCACCGGUCAAGCUGCAGGCACAGUACGGUGCAGUCCGCAAGGCGAACGGGGCGGCCGAGCGGGGCGCCUCGAGCGAAAGCCUGGCGCACAAGCCCAGCAAGGGCGGUACGGGUCUGUCCAAGUUCUACAACGUCACCAUGUACAAGGCGGCCAAGUUUCUGGACAAGAAGGGCAUCAAGUGAGGGGAGGUCGCGUGCAAAAUGUCACAGCAGCGUUCCAGUGUGGUAGGGGUACGGUUAGAAUGCGUUGGGUGCUGCUGGCGAAGUAUAUAGAAACACUUUCAUUUCAUGUAAGCUAGGUGUAAACACACAAAAAAAGUCAGAUAUUGAAUGAAAGAUCAUUAGGCACUGUCUUCCACUUCAAAUAGGAUGGUAAAUCCGAUCGGAACUUCGUCGCUGGUUAAGCGCUAAUUGGAAAGAGUUCUCCCGCCGGUGGGCAGCUUCAAAGCUGCUUAGCAAGCGCACGAUGCUCGUUGAAGCUUUGUGGUUUGUUAGCACAAUAGGGUAUGUAUCAAUAUUACUGGACAGCAUUUUUCAUUUGAAGUUUCACAUUUGGUAGCUGUAAUCAUGCCAAAACUCCAUACAAAACCACACGCCACACUCAGAUUUUCGGGCUGAAAAAAUGUAAAGAAAUGCCGAUUCGUCGAUUUUGCCGAAGCAUAAAUAUUUAGUAAACAAACCCGAAUCAUUGUUUAAAUCCGUAUUUAAAGUAUUAUAACUCAUUUCAUAAAGAAAUAAAAAAGAAAACAAAACGAUUUAGCGAUGUAUCGUCUUAUAGCGUGUAUAAAAACCCCUCUUUUACGAAACUAAGAGCUUGGUCUGAAUCAAAUUGAAAUAAAUUUGAUUUUGUUGUUUUUGAAUUGUGCGAAAUAAAAAGUAAACAUUUUUUUCUAAAAAAAAUUCAAACAUUCAACAGCAGGGAGAAGGGGUGUCGUUAUACACGCUACAAUACGGUAUCUUAGUUUGUAAACAAUGGGGCAAAUGAAUAAAAAACAAACAAUCCAGAUAA